This is a messenger RNA of Talpa occidentalis (Iberian mole), 3193 nucleotides long. RefSeq names its product MAF bZIP transcription factor B (gene MAFB). Gene Ontology annotation, molecular function: DNA-binding transcription factor activity, RNA polymerase II-specific; RNA polymerase II cis-regulatory region sequence-specific DNA binding. Gene Ontology annotation, cellular component: nucleus. The transcript has a single exon. Lineage: Eukaryota; Metazoa; Chordata; Mammalia; Eulipotyphla; Talpidae. Gene Ontology annotation, biological process: regulation of myeloid cell differentiation; regulation of transcription by RNA polymerase II. The coding region runs from base 1 to 972 and encodes 323 amino acids. The record is from RefSeq and is a predicted model, not a curated record.
AUGGCCGCGGAGCUGAGCAUGGGGCCGGAGCUGCCCACCAGCCCGCUGGCCAUGGAGUAUGUCAACGACUUCGACCUGCUCAAGUUCGACGUGAAGAAGGAGCCGCUGGGACGCGCGGAGCGCCCGGGUCGGCCCUGCACGCGCCUGCAGCCAGCGGGCUCGGUGUCGUCCACACCGCUCAGCACGCCGUGCAGUUCGGUGCCCUCCUCUCCCAGCUUCAGCCCGACCGAACAGAAGACCCACCUCGAGGACCUGUACUGGAUGGCGAGCAACUACCAGCAGAUGAACCCCGAAGCGCUCAACCUGACGCCCGAGGACGCGGUGGAGGCGCUCAUCGGCUCGCACCCGGUGCCACAGCCGUUGCAGAGCUUCGACGGCUUCCGCGGCGCGCACCACCACCACCACCACCACCACCCGCACCCUCACCACGCGUACCCGGGCGCCGGCGUGGCCCACGAAGAGCUGGGCCCGCACGCGCACCCGCACCAUCACCACCACCACCAAGCGUCGCCUCCGCCGUCCAGCGCGGCCAGCCCCGCGCAGCAGCUGCCCACCAGCCACCCGGGGCCCGGGGCGCACGCGGCAGCCGCGGCCACGGCGGCGGGCGGCAGCGGCAGCGUGGAGGACCGCUUCUCCGACGACCAGCUCGUGUCCAUGUCGGUGCGCGAGCUGAACCGCCACCUGCGGGGCUUCACCAAGGACGAGGUGAUCCGCCUGAAGCAGAAGCGGCGGACCCUGAAGAACCGGGGCUACGCCCAGUCGUGCAGGUAUAAACGCGUCCAGCAGAAACACCACCUGGAGAACGAGAAGACGCAGCUCAUUCAGCAGGUGGAGCAGCUUAAGCAGGAGGUGUCCCGGCUGGCCCGAGAAAGAGACGCCUACAAGGUCAAGUGCGAAAAACUCGCCAACUCCGGCUUCAGGGAGGCGGGCUCCACCAGCGACAGCCCUUCCUCUCCCGAGUUCUUUCUGUGAGUCGCGGCCGGCCCCGGCCCCCGCCCCUGCCCUAGCCUGGACUCCCUGCCCCGCGUCCCCCAGCCCUGGACUGCCCUGGACCCUGUCCCCGCCUCGGCCCUAGCCUUGACCUGUUUGACUGGAGGGAGAGGGAGGAACGGCGCGCGGGACGCGGGCGACGGGAGGGCGCGCGGGCAGGCAGGGGACCUUGGCCGGGGCGAGAGAGGCGCGCGCCAGCGCCACCUCCUAGACUCGAGCAGAGCCAGAGCGAGACGAGGGGGGUGGGAAGUCCCGGAGCAACUUUUCUCCCGGCUGGAGGGCGGCAAGGCACAGUCCCGAGGCGUCGCCGAGGCCGCCUGGAGACUCCUGGUUUUCUGAACUUUGCGCGCUCGGCCGGAGCCGCUGCCUCGCGGUCCGGAGCGCGGUGCAGCCCAGGAAGAGAGCCGCGAGGCGAGGCGAGGCGAGGCGAGGGCACCCUGGCGUCCCGCGGGCGCCGGAGGAGACUGAGCAAAGGAAGAAAGGACGGACGGGUCUGUCUGUCUGUCCAGGGCCCGGAGAACACUGGCUCUCAGCCCGGAGACUCGAGCCUCAGUUAGGACGUUCUGCGCGCAAAUCUCAUCCAUUUUAUUGCCUGCUCGAUUAUAUAGAAAAAAUACGAAAAUCUGCAUUAAAAAUAUUAAUCCUGCAUGCUGGACAUGUAUGGUAAUAAUUUCUAUUUUGUACCAUUUUCUUGUUUAACUUUAGCAUGUUGUUGAUCAUGGAUCAUCACCCCCGUAUUUCUUUGAGUGAGAAGGAAUCGCAGUUCGGAAACUCCCGCGGCUGCUGGCCGGGUUUCCACCCCGGCUGUCGGCUUGUAAAUACCCGCCCCGCCAAAUCGCUUAGAGAACGUGGCAGCAAGCUGAGCGUCUUUGUUUGGGUUUAUUAUGACGGCAAACAUUUAUUUUUUUUGUAAGUGAAGAAAAAGUUCCGGGCAUUUUGCAUCAGAAAACAACUUUGUCUAGGGACGCCCUUGGAAGUUGCACGUUUUCCACCCGCCCCACCCACCCCCCGUGUGGUCUUCUUUCUCCCUCUCACUUUAGUUAUAAAAUUUGUCUUUGUUGAAAGAGGGUUGGAGUCCCAGCUCCGGAGUAACAGGGCAGAGCAGCUGCGGAGUUCUGCACCCCCAAGUCGGAGAGGGUCCUCUCCCCCAGCCGGGUAUUAUGGCUAAAUUGACACCCAUCACGAGAUCAAAUGGAAAACUCUUCCCAGUGGUGACCUGAACUUGUGUUGAACCAACCACCAUGCCCAGAAUGUAUCCGAAACCCAAACAUUGGCAAGUAAUUUUGCAACUUUCAAGUGUGUUCUUUAGACAGGCAAGUUAGUGUGUUUCUUUCCCUGCUUUUGAGAUAGCGGGGGUUAUUGGUGGUGUCCUGCCCCUUCAGUUGUAUAAUAGUUCUAGGGAAAUCUGGGUGUUUUUCUUUAUUAUUACCUUUUUUUUUUUUUCCUGCAGGUCAGUAAAAGGAUUUAAGUUGCACUGACAAAAAUACCAAAAUAAAAAAGCGUAUUUUUUAGUUCCCCUUUGAAAUUGCUGGCGCUGCUGGCCAGAUGCAUUUUUGAGUUUGUAUUAGUUGAUAAAUUAACAGUAAUAACAAGAUUGUAUGAACCGCAUGGUGCUUGCAGUUUUAAAUAUUGUGGAUAUUCGUCCUGCAUCAGAAACGAGCUUCGGUUUUUAUGGAUUCAACUGUGUUGAAAUCAAAUUUGCUGCAACAGAAAUUGUUUUUAUUUCAUGUAAAAUAAGGGAUCAAUUUCAAACCCUGCUUAUGAUAUGAAAAUAUUAAAACCUAGUCUAUUGUAGUUUUAUUCAGACUGGUUUCUGUUUUUUGGUUAUUAAAAUGGUUUCCUAUUUUGCUUAUUAAAACCAUGGAAAUGGUGUUUAUUUAGAGGAAUCUGCGCUCACCCGACUGCGACUCUCUUCUCUUGCCUCUUCAAGAGGAGCUUCAAUUUUCUGGCACUCUCACCCCCCCUGGCCAGUGGAGAAACACACCAAGUCCAAGCAAAUCUCUCCCUUGAGUGUGUGAGUGUGUGUGUGCACGUGAACCUCAAAUGUGUUUUCUGCUUCUCACCGCAGGUAUGGGGCUGGCCAGGAUCUGGUUUGUGAGCAGAGAGGGGGGUACACGGGGCUUUCAGGCUGGGGCCUCAGGACUGGCCUGCUAUCUGCUGCUCAGCUCUGCAGUAGUGAUGGCUAGAGCCCAGGAGCCUGGGA